UAUGGAGCAACCAACCUUGAGCAUAUAUAUACAUCCAAUAAUCCUAAAGGUAAAAUUGAGUAAUAGAAUGGGAAACCAAGUUUUGGUGGUGUUUCUUAGCCUCAUAGCCUUUGGUUUUGCAAUAACAUCCAAUGCUAACACAUACACAGUUGGGGAUAACUCUGGAUGGGAUAUUAGCACGAAUCUUGAUACAUGGGAACAAGACAAGAAGUUCAUCGUUGGUGAUGUUUUGGUGUUUCAGUAUGCAUCUACCGAUAGUGUGUGUGAGGUGGGCAAAGAGAGUUUUCAAACAUGCAAUACCACAAAUGUUAUAAAGUGUUUUAGCGAUGGGAAUACGUCUAUUCCGUUGACAAGUCCUGGGGAAAGGUAUUUCUUUUGUGGUAAUAGAUUGUAUUGUUAUUCUGGGAUGAAGCUCGAUGUACUCGUGGAAAGAAAUCAGUCGAUUGUGGCGGAGGCGCCUCUUACUGGUGUACCAGAGGCGGAGAGUGGUGGCUCUAAGAACAAUAAUCCUUCAACUGUUGUACCUAGCACUGCAAUGUUUGUCCGUGUUGGAUCGGAGUCGGUAUGCUUAGGGAUUUUCGGUCUUUUAGGCAUUUUGAUUUGGAUUUUUUAGUGUGUAUUAAUUUACGCACAAUUCUUGUAACAAUGCUUUUUUAUUUGAUAAAUUAAAUAAUUUAUGAUGGUUUGUGACAUUUAAAAA
Messenger RNA from Lactuca sativa (garden lettuce), 700 nucleotides. RefSeq names its product mavicyanin. Gene Ontology annotation, molecular function: electron transfer activity. The record is from RefSeq and is a predicted model, not a curated record. Gene Ontology annotation, cellular component: plasma membrane. NCBI's taxonomy places the organism in Eukaryota, Viridiplantae, Streptophyta, Magnoliopsida, Asterales, Asteraceae.